AACAAACAUUUUUGGGUCAUUCAUAUCGAUAUUGUAGUUCUUGAGUGCGGAUCACUUCCAUCGUUGAUUGAUUCGGCGGCCAUUGCUGUCAAAUCGGCUCUCUUUGACACCAAAAUACCAAAAGUGAGUCCCAUUUUGGGCGACGACAACGACUUUGUCGUAUCUGACGAUGAGUUUGAGUCGACACGACUGGAUGUGAGUUCUGUGCCAUUGUUUGUCACAUUAACCCGAAUUAGUGGCCGAUAUGUUGUGGACGUGACCCGAGAGGAAGAGGAGGCCGGAGUCGCCAGUAUAUCAUUCGCUAUCAAUUCCACUGAAGGUAUUGUUUAUGUGAAGAAAUUAAAGUCUGGAAGUUUACACCCGGAACCCAUCCAACAGAUCCAUCAGAGUGUCCAAAAAGUGGGAAACACUCUCAACGAGUCCCUAAUGUCAAAGUUGUCAACGGAUUCACUAAAUAAGGGCAAAAUCAGCUUCUCUUUCAAUUAAUCCUUUUUCGAUACCAUUUGUAAAUAAAUUAAUAAUUCUUUAA
This is a messenger RNA of Medioppia subpectinata, 529 nucleotides long. Lineage: Eukaryota; Metazoa; Arthropoda; Arachnida; Sarcoptiformes; Oppiidae. The record is from the annotation of a GenBank genome assembly.